Cooperia oncophora is the source of this 582-nucleotide messenger RNA. The record is from the annotation of a GenBank genome assembly. NCBI's taxonomy places the organism in Eukaryota, Metazoa, Nematoda, Chromadorea, Rhabditida, Trichostrongylidae.
AUGUUCUUUGACAGCUUAUCAGAGAGUCAUUUUUAUAGUCUGUGUUACGCAUGCAUAAGGUUCAUCAUUUCCACUCGCAUCAAAGUCGACGCAGCCCAAAGGAUGAGCAAUCGUGCAGUAGCCGUACUACGAGGUGACCCCGGAGUGACGGGUACGGUGUGGUUCAGCCAGGACAAAGAGUCCGACCCAUGUGUGAUCAAGGGUGAAAUCAAGGGUCUGACGCCUGGUCUUCAUGGAUUCCACGUCCAUCAGUACGGCGAUUCCACUAACGGUUGCACUUCUGCUGGACCACACUUCAAUCCGUUCGGCAAGACUCAUGGAGGACCAACGGACGAGGUUCGCCAUGUUGGCGAUCUAGGAAACCUUACAGCUGGAUCUGAUGGUGUAGCACAUUUCGAGAUCAAAGAUCAUCUGGUGAAAAUCCAUGGAGAGCAUACAGUUGUGGGACGUUCUCUUGUAGUUCAUGCUGGUAUCGAUGAUCUAGGUAAAGGAGUAGGCGAGCAGAAAGAAGAGUCUCUCAAGACGGGAAAUGCUGGCGCCCGUGUUGCUUGUGGAGUCAUUGCUACUGCCGCACCCCAGUGA